UUUCCUCCGAAACCAGACAACACUCCGACCACUCGGCUUACGCGGCUGCUUCUUCGACCUUCCUCUGACCCUCUCUCUCUCUCUCUCCUCGGAUGGUCUACGAUUUCGAGUUCCGGGAAGCAGGCCACCUCCCUCUGUACCGGACCCCCACGCAACCGCCGUCAUCUUCAGCGCCGCCCCCGCCGUCCUACGGACAGAGGAUGUACCCGCGGGUGGGUAGCCAGCACGGCGCCGCCGUGGCACCUCCACCGGCUGGCCGCCCCUAUGGCGCUCACCCACCUCCCCCUUCUUCCACUGGAUUGGGCAUCAGGGUUACUGUAAAACCCGAGUACCGGAUCAAUCCUCCGCCCCAAAUGUCACCUCAUGUGGGAGAAAUACCCCGAAGCAAUUUUCACUUCGACUUUGAUUUUGAGAGAAAAAUUCUAGCUGAAGCGGAGAAGGAAAACCCAAACUGGGGCAAGCUUGCUAUGGAAAACCAACCACUAAGGACUGCUCAACCAAUUACGCCACAGGGUCCUGUUGGAGAUCCCGUAGUUUCCAAGUACAUUGCCAUGGGUCUUAACCGUGAAGCUGUUUCAAUUGCCGUUGCAAAAUAUGGGGAUGACCCUAACAAGGUGAAGGGGUUUGUAAAUGGCUACACAGCGCUGCGGGAAAUGGGGUUCUCUUCGAGCACAGUUGCUGAGGCUCUAUUCAUGAACAACAACGAUACAAAUAAGGCAUUGGCCCACUGUCUGUCUUAAUGGCUCUUGAUAGAAGUCCAGUGACAUUGUUGCUGUCGAAUAGCAAAACACAUCUUAUCAUUUCAUUAUCUCGAAAUCUAUGUUCCUGUAGUUUGAUGCUGAUCAGAUUGCCGUCCAUGAGUGGGGGCUAUCUCAUGUAACCAAGUGAUGUAUUAGUUUCCCAUCAACAAUGAAUUGCUUCUUUUGCCAGAGCGGUCUUGAUGAAGGAGAGAAAGGCAGUAGAUCGAUUUCCUUAUGCCCGAGGACGGCUCAUUACUGUGGAUCAGGACUGUCAACUCAUUUUCUCAAGUUGGGAUCCUCCUAUAUCGGGAUUUGGUUCUAGUUUGGUUAAAGUAAAACCGGGAGCAAUAUUAAGAUUAUACGGCAGGUGAUCAUAUGUUAUCGGUGAAAAUGCAAAUCUAAAAUAAACGGCACACCAUAAAUAUUUUUAUUUUUUUUA
Messenger RNA from Punica granatum (pomegranate), 1179 nucleotides. The record is from RefSeq and is a predicted model, not a curated record. NCBI's taxonomy places the organism in Eukaryota, Viridiplantae, Streptophyta, Magnoliopsida, Myrtales, Lythraceae.